Messenger RNA from Eimeria tenella, 2745 nucleotides. RefSeq names its product ribonucleoside-diphosphate reductase, large subunit, putative. Gene Ontology annotation, molecular function: ATP binding; ribonucleoside-diphosphate reductase activity, thioredoxin disulfide as acceptor. Gene Ontology annotation, biological process: deoxyribonucleotide biosynthetic process; DNA replication. Bases 1 to 2745 code for a protein of 914 amino acids. Gene Ontology annotation, cellular component: ribonucleoside-diphosphate reductase complex. The record is from RefSeq and is a predicted model, not a curated record. Lineage: Eukaryota; Apicomplexa; Conoidasida; Eucoccidiorida; Eimeriidae. The transcript is spliced from 8 exons.
AUGGCCUUCGGGGGGUCCACGGAGCCGUGUGCUGCAGCAGCAGCAGCGGCGGCGCCGGCGGCGUCCUCAGCCGCUGCAGCACCUGCUGCUGCCUGUCCCGCUGCAGCUGCUGCAGCGCCUGCGCCCUUACCAAGCGCGCCCAGCGCGUCCGCCGCCUCCAGGGGCGCCAAGCGGCCCGAGGGGGCUGCCGCCGCAGCAGCAGACGCAGCAGCACCAGCAGCAACAGCAGCAACUAGCGGCAUGUACGUGCUGAACCGCCGCGGAGAGCGCGAGCCCGUUUCCUUCGACCAAAUCCUCCACAGAGUCCAGUCUCUGUGCUACGGGCUGCACCCCCUCGUCGACCCCGCGAGGGUCAGCCAGGCGGUGAUCAACGGCAUGUACGCGGGCAUUCGCACCAGCGAGCUGGACGAGCUCGCAGCCCAGACCAGUGCGUACAUGGCGGCGCACCACCCGGACUUCUCGAAGCUGGCUGCGCGGAUCGCGAUCGACAACUUGCACAAGAACACUUCUGCGGACUUCGGCGAAGUCAUCGAACGCCUCUACUCCUACGUGGACCUCCAGGGCCGCAGCGCCCCCCUCAUCCACGAGGAGGUCUACGCCUUCGUCAUGCAGCACCGCGAGACCCUCAACGCCGCCAUUCAGUACCAGCGCGACUUCGACUACGACUACUUCGCCUUCAAGACCCUGGAGAGGUCGUACUUGCUGCGGACUCGGGGGGCCAUUGUGGAGCGGCCGCAGCACAUGAUAAUGCGGGUGGCCUGCGGCAUUCACUACGGAGACAUCGAAAGGACUUUGGAAACUUACGAUCUCAUGAGCCGCAGACUCUUCACCCACGCCACGCCCACGCUCUUCAACGCCGGCACUCCCAGGCCCCAAAUGAGCAGCUGCUAUUUGCUGACAAUGCAGGAAGACUCGAUUGACGGGAUCUUCAGCACUUUGCGGCAGUGCGCGCUAAUCUCGAAGACGGCGGGGGGGCUGGGCCUCUCGGUGACGGACAUCAGGGCCACCGGCAGCUACAUCCGGGGGACCAAUGGCUACUCCAACGGUCUUAUUCCGAUGCUGCGGGUCUUCAACGACGCGUCGCGAUACGUGGACCAGGGGGGCGGCAAGCGGAAGGGGAGCCUCGCGGUGUACGUGGAGCCGUGGCAUGCAGACAUUUUUGAGUUUCUGGACAUUCGGAAGAACCACGGCAAAGAGGAAAUGCGCGCGAGAGACCUUUUCCCGGCGCUGUGGAUCCCAGACCUCUUCAUGAAACGCGUCUACGACAACGGCCCGUGGACGCUGAUGUGCCCGUGCGAGUGCCCCGGGCUGACGGAGCGGUGGGGCGCGGAGUUCGAGGCGCUGUACGAAGAGUACGAACGGGCGGGGAAGGGGCGGCGGACGGUGGGCGCGCAGAAGCUGUGGUUCGCCAUUCUGCAGGCGCAGAUCGAAACGGGGACCCCGUACAUGCUGUACAAAGACGCGUGCAACCGGAAGAGCAACCAGCAGCACCUGGGCACGCUGCGCAGCAGCAACUUGUGCUGCGAAGUCGUGCAGUUCACCAGCCCCGAGGAGGUGGCCGUCUGCAACUUGGCCUCCGUGUCGCUGCCGCGCUUCGUGGACGCGGCGAAGCGCGCCUUCGACUUCGAGGGCCUCAAGCGCGUCGUGGCCGUCAUGACGCGCAACUUGAACAACAUCAUCGACCGCAACUUCUACCCCGUCCCCGAGGCGCGCAGCAGCAACUUCCGCCACAGGCCCAUCGGCCUCGGCGUCCAGGGCCUCGCCGACGCCUUUCUGCUGCUGCGCUACCCCUUCGACUCGCCCCAGGCUCGCCAGCUCAACGCCCACAUCUUCGAGUGCAUUUACUACGCGGCCUGCGAGACCAGCAUGCAGCUCGCCGCUGAACACGGGCCCUACGAGACCUACGAAGGGUCUCCGGCGUCGAAGGGCAUUUUGCAGUUCGACAUGUGGGGCGUAAAGCCCAGCAGCGGCCUCUGCGACUGGGACGGCCUCAAAGCCAAAAUCCGCAAAUACGGACUUCGCAAUUCUCUCCUCGUCUCCCCCAUGCCCACUGCCAGCACUUCCCAAAUCCUUGGGAACAACGAGGCGUUUGAGCCCUACACUUCGAACAUUUACUGCCGGCGAGUUUUGAGUGGAGAGUUCUUCGUGGUGAAUCCGCAUUUGCUGCGGGACCUGCUGGAGCGGGGGCUGUGGACUGAGCAGCUGCGGCAGCAGCUAAUUGCGCACAACGGGAGUGUGCAGUACAUUGCGGAAAUCCCCGAAGACUUGAAGCUGCUGUACAGGACAGUGUGGGAAAUAAAGCAAAGAAGCAUCGUGGACAUGGCCGUGGACAGGGCCCCCUUCGUGGACCAGUCGCAGUCGCUGAACAUCCACAUGGUGAACCCCACUUACGCCAAACUCUCCACCAUGCACUUCCACGGCUGGCGGGCGGGGCUGAAGACGGGGAUGUACUACUUCCGCACGCAGGCGGCUGCGGACGCCAUCAAGUUCACGGUGGACCAGGAGGUGGCCAGAGAGGCGAAGGAGAAGCAGCAGCAGCAGCAGCAGCCGCUGCGCCUCGCCGCCCCGGAGGCCGCCAAAGAGGGCCUCGCCAGGCCCGUGGCCCACGCCGCCUCGUCGCCGCCCCCGGAGGCCAGCAGCAGCAGCAGCGCCGGCAGCCCCGGAGCAGCAGCAGCAGGCGCCGCCUGCCGCCUCCGCCCCAAGGGAAUGGCGGACGACGAGGCCUGUGCAAUGUGCUCCGGCUGA